Ambispora leptoticha is the source of this 496-nucleotide messenger RNA. NCBI's taxonomy places the organism in Eukaryota, Fungi, Glomeromycota, Glomeromycetes, Archaeosporales, Ambisporaceae. The record is from the annotation of a GenBank genome assembly.
CAUGUAUCUCAUAUGGAGCUUUUGACAGAUGUUACCAUCACCAUCGAUCCAACCAAUGAUUUAUCAUUUAGAUACCAAUCGGAUAAGAUUCAAGAAUUUACAACCAUCCUUCGAAGAUAUAAUUCACAAAAUAUUCUUCUCAACAUUUGUGAAAAGGACAGCAUUGUUACCAUUUACAACAAAGAAUCUUUAAAUUUUUAUCAUAAGCAACAUCUUGAUGUAAAAAAUGUCAAGGUCCAAGAGAGUAAGGUAGAUAUCAGGAAAGAUCAAAUCGAGCUAACACAGAAGGAAAUCAAAAAAUUAAUGUUUAAAUAUCUGAAAAAAGCCAUUACCGCGAGUGCCAAUUCAAAAAAUUUCUUCAAUGAUACAUUCAGAAAGAUGAAAGAUGAUAAAACUGAAAACUACAUUGAUCAAUUAAAAUAUUUUCAUGGGAAUAUGAUUUUCAACGACGAGACACUUAAAAUGAUCGCAGAAACUGUUGAGGAAUUUUUCGAUA